GAUAAGGGCAGUUAACCUACCUACUUACUAUGAUAAAUCAAAUCCAUAGAAUACCAUAGUACUUAUUAAAUCUGUGUCAGCUUUCAUAAGUCUUUCAAUAAAUUGUCUUUCAUAGACAUGUCGUAUAAGUAUCAUAUGAUAUUUAUAAGAUUUCAAGAUAAUUCUAUCAACCAUCUAAUAUUGAAAAGAAAACGUAAAUUAUUUCACUAAUAAACGAGAAGUAGAACAUUCUGGAAAUGAUCUGUGUUAUAGAAGCAUGAACAAUGCUAGCUGGUGAACAAAAAAACCCUCCAGAUCCUGGUUUCUGGACUGAAACUUCGUUAAUCCAGCUAGGUUAUGGCAUAUGGGUGAACUCGGGGAUGAUUAUAAUAGGAUUUGCAUUUGGAUUCUUAGCAGUAGCAAUACCGCAGCUAAGAUCUCCAGAUUCGCAAAUAAAAGUCACGGUUAGUGACGAAUCAUGGAUUGCUAGUGUUGUGACGUUAGUAUCUCCGAUCGGAUGUGUUCUAGGCGGUUAUCUGAUAGACAAGUUUGGACGCCGCUGUAUGCUCAUCUACGGCCAAUUACCUGUUUGCUUGGGAUGGUUCUACACGGGUUUUGCACGAUCUGCCAACGACAUUAUGAUAGGUGGAAUAACCACAGGAAUAGGAAUGGGAAUAAUUAUGAGUGUUCCUAGAGUGUAUCUGAUGGAAAUCUCUUUACCCAAUAUGAGAGGAGUGCUUGGUUCCUUCGCCAAUAUCGCCAUUUCGAUCGGCAUUACUGCACAGGCUGGAUUAGGAUCAAUAUUCAAGUGGUCCACACUUUGCUAUAUAAACAGUGCUUUUUCAUUGACGUUAUUCGUUCUCAAUUUCGGUCUACCGGAGACGCCGUACUACUUGCUUAAAACUUCAGUGGAACGUGCCAAAGCUUCUUUGAAGAGAAUCAGGUCUAAGAAAUAUAAUAUUGCAGCUGAGAUGGACAAGCUUAUUGAAUUCAAGAGGGAAAACGAUAUUCACAAAUUAAGUUUUAAGGAACAAUUGCUUAUAUUAUUUAAGAAGUCUACAUGCAAAGCAUUCUGGUUGAUUGUAACCUAUAUGUUUAUAAUGCAAUGCUCGGGAGUAACGGUGGUCGCCAUGUGGACUGUAGAAAUGUUAAAGAAUUCCAAAUCAUCCGUGGAUGCCCACGUCGGUAAUGUGAUUUUGGGUUUCACGAGAGUUGUAGGAGGCAUAUGCACUUCAGUACUUAUGUUCAAAUUAAGGAGAAGAGUCAUGGCACUUAGUUCAGGGUUAGGUGUUGGAACAGCCUGUAUACUGUUAUGCUUUCUGAUAAAGGAGGCAAAGCAACCAACAGUGGUGCCGCUCAUUUUGUAUGUGGUAUACAUUUUAUCAGCUACCUUGGGUCAUUACACAUUACCAGUUCUUAUGAUGAAUGAACUUUAUCCUUUACAAGUAAGAGGAUUACUAGGUGGGAUAUCAUCUUCGUCUCUAAAUGUAAUUAUAUCAGGUGCUAAUUGGGCCUACCCUCAUAGCCGUGAUAGUAUUGGCUUUGCUAACACAAUAUUAUGCUUUGGAGUUUGCUCUUUAGCAGGUUGUGUGUUUUUAUACAUUUUUCUGCCUGAAACAAAAGGCCUGACUCUGCAGCAGACAGAAGCGUAUUACAAAAGUAAACACUGAUCCCAAAAUGAACAUUUCCUUAUUUAUAAGUUAAGUGUAAAAUUAAUAUGAGUGCAUUUAUUGUCAUUGCU
This is a messenger RNA of Maniola jurtina (meadow brown), 1720 nucleotides long. Its product is annotated as facilitated trehalose transporter Tret1-like. The transcript is spliced from 9 exons. Gene Ontology annotation, cellular component: membrane. The record is from RefSeq and is a predicted model, not a curated record. The coding region runs from base 264 to 1649 and encodes 461 amino acids. Gene Ontology annotation, molecular function: transmembrane transporter activity. Gene Ontology annotation, biological process: transmembrane transport. Lineage: Eukaryota; Metazoa; Arthropoda; Insecta; Lepidoptera; Nymphalidae.